UUCAUCCUGCGUCUUCCUUCAUCAGUUUCCUUUCCUGUUUCCUCACUCUUUCGAUUUAGAAUUAGAAGUAGUUUAAAAAAAUUGAUAAUAAAGUAAGAAAACGUCGAAAUAUUUAUGAUUUUAAUUUUCAAUAGAAAUAUUGGAGCCUUGGCAUCGAGUUCACGUGUGAAAUUAUAAACGCAAUUGAUCAGUGAAUCGUUAUCAGUUGUUUGAUUCGCGAGUACCCCAUACAUCAACAUUCAACCCUCAGAAUAAUGGAAAACGCUAUUAUCGCUUUCGAAACUGCCUUCAAAGACACUCAAAGUAAACUAGACACCAUCACAUGGAAACUCGAAAGUUUUGAAAAAGAUGUUUUGAGCUGCGUUAGACGUAAUGUCAAAGGAAAGAUGAUUUCGGUAAUGGACCUGAUGCACAAUAUUAGAGACAUAAGAAACGACUUCCUUUCCUUACGAGCAGAGAUGAUGGACGUUGAGGAAAAAAACAAAGAAGUUCAUACUAUUAUAACUAACCUGAUCAAUAGCGCCUAUAACGAACAUGCAGUGUUAAGAGAGAUGCUGAAAAAUUACGAAGGCCAUUAACACGUCUUAUUCGCUCAUUUCUUCGGCAAUCAAAUUUACUCGUAUAACAUUUUAACAAAACGACGUGAUAAAAGUGCUUUAUUAAUUUAGAUAGUUUUAGUUUUUUUGUUGUAAAGUUUUUAAAAAUGUGUUUUUGUUUCAAUGUUGCUGUACCUAUUUUAAGUGUGUUUUUAAUUUUUCUAUUUUUCAGUGUACUACUGUAUUUAAUUUCAACGUGUGUAACCCUUUGGAGAUAUUUCAAUUGAUAUUUAAAUACAUCAAUUACAAUUACAUCAUUCUCAUCGGUACAGGGAAUAAGAAUGUAAACUACAUAGGUACGAAGAAUAAAGUCGAACAAUGCUAUGAAAUUCAUAUAUUCAAUGAAAAAAAAAAAUACAAAAUACACGAUUAUAUUCACUGUAAAACUUACGAUUAAAGUAAUUUCAAUAUAAGAAUUAAUAAGAAAAAACGAUA
Messenger RNA from Planococcus citri (citrus mealybug), 1031 nucleotides. RefSeq lists its product as uncharacterized. The coding region runs from base 255 to 578 and encodes 107 amino acids. The record is from RefSeq and is a predicted model, not a curated record. NCBI's taxonomy places the organism in Eukaryota, Metazoa, Arthropoda, Insecta, Hemiptera, Pseudococcidae. The transcript has 3 exons.